AUGGAUAAUAUUGUAAAGAAAGUAAUUUUCUGCCUUAUUAGGAAUAAAAGAUUUAUGAGGGUAAAAGAAAUUUCUAAAUUAAUGAAAGUGGAUAAUAGAAGAGUUUAUGAUGUUGUUAAUUUACUCUCCAUUUUCCCUAAUGAAGAAGAGAGUUUUGUUAUAAGAAUUAAUAAAGAUAACAUUUUUUAUUUUAAAUGGCGUCAUUGUUUUAUUGAUGGUAUUAGUCUUAAAGAUAGACUUCAAGAAUUAGUUAAAAGAAAUUGUUUAUUAUUUAAUAGAAUGAAUGCAUUAAAAUUAAGUGUCAAUAAAAAGAUUCCAUUCAAAAAAUUUGCAUUAGAAGUUUUUAAAUCAGAUGAAGAAAUCCCAGAAGAUGUACAACUCU
Messenger RNA from Entamoeba dispar SAW760, 382 nucleotides. RefSeq lists its product as uncharacterized. The record is from RefSeq and is a predicted model, not a curated record. Lineage: Eukaryota; Evosea; Mastigamoebida; Endamoebidae. The transcript has a single exon. The annotation marks the transcript as partial.